CCGAGCUCGGACACAGAGGCAGGCAACAGAUAAGAGCAGGGUGCAAGAUGGCUUUCCCAGCUUGCUGAGGGAUUUUGCCGUAAACCUUCUCCUGCUGUCCAUGCUUCUAGGAUACUGAGACAAAGGGCUUGGCUCUCAGGCGUUUAGAACUAGAAGGCGUCAGCUCAAAUGAGUGUACCUGCAGCAACAGCACAGAAAGCAGACAGCAACAGUGAAAUGCAAUCGGCUGCAGUGAGUCCGUCGUUCAUUCCCAGCCAGCCGGGCAAGAUACCAGGCAGGAAGAGAGGGAGACCCCCGCUACGCAAUGUUGCCAAGAUGGAUUUUCCAAAUCGCUAUGCUGAGUCUCUCCCUCCCUUGAAAGUGCCGAAGAAGAGGGGCAGGAAGCCAGGUUUCAAGCUGAAGCCCAGGAUGGGGAUGACCCCGCUGGCCAUCUCCCCGCCCAGCAGCACCCCAGAGCCAGACAUGAGCUCGAUCCCCCAAGACGCCGCAACCAUCCCCCACUCCGCCACACCCCAGGUGCUCACAGUCUGUAUCUACAUUAACAAACAGGCCAACAUGGGGCCUAACCUGGACAGGAAGAAGGUCCACCAGCUCCCAGAUCACUUUGGGCCUGACCGGCCCUCGGUGGUGCUACAGCAGGCCGUCCAGGGCUGCAUUGACAGCGCCUUCCAGCAGAAAGCUGUGUUCACUCUGCUCACACAGGGCUAUGGAGGGGAGAAAAUAUCAGCCACGUUUGAUGGGAAACAACACCUAUUGAGUCUCCCUGUUGUGAACAGUAUUGGCUAUGUACUGCGCUUCCUGAAGAAGCUGUGUCGCAGCUUGCACUGUGAAAACCUCUUCAGUGACCAGCCCAUCACCCAGCACAGCUCUGGCUCCUACCACUCCGAUGCAGAAACGUUGAUGGCUGAGGGGUACCUUCUAGACCCAUCAGACUCCAAGCAGUACUCGGGGGAUCCAGGUGACUCCGCCUUCAGCUCCAUAAGCUCCACCUACUCGCCAAAGUCCUCGUAUGGGUUCCGCUCGUCCCAGCAGUUCCCCAAGGGAAGUUGCCGACAGACGUCCAGCCCCAACUGCAACGCUUUCAUGGAGACCAACAGAAUUGGUUACAACCCCUCCCCUGAGGGCCAGGAGUCCAAACCGCCCCCCAGUAAGGACCCCUCCGCCUGGUCUGUGGAAGACGUGGUGUGGUUCAUCCGGGAUGCAGAUCCCCAGUCCCUGGGUCCCCAUGUGGAAGUCUUCAGGAAACAUGAGAUAGACGGAAAUGCUUUGUUACUUCUGAAGAGUGACAUGAUUAUGAAAUACCUAGGACUGAAGCUCGGGCCAGCCUUGAAGUUGUGCUACCACAUCGACAAACUGAAGCAGACCAAGUUCUGAAUUUUGGUUCUUUUUAUUUCCAUUUCACCAAAUGGUGGGACUCCACAGUGUAUUAUAUUGCUUAUAUAAGUUUUGCAUUUCAAGACUAUAGUUUAGUUUAAAGACAACUGAUCAAUGGCUCUCUGGUCUAAAGUUGUGAAUAUUACCUUUCUUAUUUUGUUGAAUACAACAUGUAGAGUCAUUACUGAUUAUUUUAUUGACAUGGAAGCUGUUUUGUUGACAGGAUAGAUAGAACGCUGAAAUUAUUUGUGAAGAAACACAUGACUAAAUCAGUUUGAGAUGUGAUGACUUGAAACAAAAAUCUUUAAAUGCACAUCCUUUGAUACACAGUUUUUCUUCAGUUUCCGAUAUUGGACUUAGUCCCAGACUGUGAAAGAUUCUGAAUCUAGAUUCUAGAAUAUACAUUCCAGAGACUAGAGUCUAGAAUCUAGAUUCUCAAUUCCUAAAAAUAAUUUUACUCUAGAUCUAAUAUGUAGCUAGAAGACACCCUUAUAUAUUAAUUAGCAGAAGCAUUUAAUUCAUGCAGAAAAUGUUUGGACUUAUUCUGUUAUUAGCUACACAGAAUUAGCUCACGUUUAAUUAAAUUUGUACACAAAAACUGUAACCAUCAUAUAGAUAUACUAAAUUGACUGUCUAUAUGUCUAUAUAAUUUUAUUAAGAGUAGUGUAAAUGUGUUUAAAAACAAACACACAAUGCCUGUUUGCUUCGGUAAAAACACUACGUUUGACAAAUCAAGAUUAUAUCAAGUAUCUCCACUGCCUAUACACACAGUUAUAAAAACUGAUAGAUAUCAUUCACCAUUCCUGUAAAUGUCUUUUACCAUGUUAUUAUUAUAUAGCAUGGCAAACAAAACUAAUGAAAAGAAAAAGGUCAUAGAAGAGGAAUGUCACGCUGCAAAAACGUUGGUGACUUCCCAGGCUAUCAUAUAAUAUUUCUUUUGUAUGCCAUUUUGGCGUAGAAUAUGCAUCCUUUUCACAGUAUUAACCUUUGUAAGUGAAUGCUGCUGUAAAAGAUAUCGACAUGAUGUACUGUUCCAUCAUGCCAAGUGAGAUCAAGCUGAGACAAUGCUUUUUAUGAUCAUUAUUUAUUUUUUUAAAUCAUAAUGAACACAGUGUCAGAGGAUCCGCUGGAUUAGUAAAGACAGGUGCUAAUGUUCACAAUGUGGUUUAAAAUCUUGUUUGAUUUUGUGUUGUGAAGUUUACAUGAAAACAAUUAUGUGUGUAUUUAACCUGGAUGUAUAUCGUAUGUGAGUAUUAAAUUAAGAAA
Messenger RNA from Hypomesus transpacificus, 2640 nucleotides. RefSeq names its product sex comb on midleg-like protein 4. The transcript has 8 exons. NCBI's taxonomy places the organism in Eukaryota, Metazoa, Chordata, Actinopteri, Osmeriformes, Osmeridae. The record is from RefSeq and is a predicted model, not a curated record. Gene Ontology annotation, molecular function: protein binding. The coding region runs from base 169 to 1374 and encodes 401 amino acids.